Colossoma macropomum (tambaqui) is the source of this 2458-nucleotide messenger RNA. RefSeq names its product EH-domain containing 2a (gene ehd2a). Bases 351 to 2033 code for a protein of 560 amino acids. Gene Ontology annotation, molecular function: calcium ion binding; GTP binding; protein binding. Gene Ontology annotation, cellular component: plasma membrane; cytoplasm. Lineage: Eukaryota; Metazoa; Chordata; Actinopteri; Characiformes; Serrasalmidae. The record is from RefSeq and is a predicted model, not a curated record. Gene Ontology annotation, biological process: endocytosis; endosomal transport. The transcript has 7 exons.
UCCAGCUCCCCACCCCUGCAAACAUCUGGAGUUGAGCACACCAGGACCCACAGUUCAGACCGUAGUAUAACUGCAAGGCAAGGAGGCUGUAUUCAUUCUCAGUAUCUUUCCUACGUUUAGAAAAAAAUGUGAGAAAUAGUUCAGUUGCAGGACUGCAGUUACCAGGCAUAGAGAAAGAAGCUAUUCAUUAGAAGAUUGUGCCUUUAUGUUUCAUGAAGUUUUCUAUAGGCCUAAGAGCAAAGGAACAAAACUGGGUGGAUGAGAAAGAGUGCUUUGUACCUGUCAUAACGUUUUAGCAGUCUCAGUUUGCCUUCCUGUCCUGACCAGCUGUAUUUUUAGGUUUCAGCUCAAUGACUUCCAAAAAAGUGAAGAACAGGGGUGGCAAAUCCCUAAAGGAGGUACAGACAGUGACUGAGGGGUUGAAGAUGCUCUAUCGACAGAAGCUGCUUCCUCUGGAGAAGUACUACAGCUUCUCUGACUUCCACUCUCCAAGCCUGGAGGACGCAGACUUUGACAACAAACCCAUGAUCCUAGUGGUGGGUCAAUACUCAACAGGAAAGACAACCUUCAUUAGAUAUCUUCUUGAACAGGACUAUCCAGGAGGCAGGACUGGUCCAGAACCCACAACUGACUGUUUCACUGCCAUAAUGCAUGGGGACAUUAGGGGGGUCAUCCCAGGCAAUGCACUCGUCGUAGACCCCAACAAACCCUUCCGCAAACUCAGCCCCUUUGGAAACAUCUUCAUGAACCGGUUCCAGUGUGUGCACUUUCCAAGCCAGGUCCUGGAGAGCAUCAGCAUCAUUGACACGCCAGGAAUUUUAUCCAGCUCUGAGAAAAGGAUAAGCAGAGGAUAUGACUUCCCAGCGGUUCUUCGCUGGUUUGCGGAGCAUGUGGACCGCAUCAUCCUCCUGUGUGACGCCCAUAAGCUGGAGCUGUCUGAUGAGUUCUCCCGCACCAUCACAGCCCUGCGGGGCAAUGAGGACAAGCUGAGGGUGGUACUGAACAAGGCAGACAUGGUGGACUCUCAGCAGCUGAUGAGGGUGUAUGGUGCCCUCAUGUGGUCGCUGGGCAAAGUGUUCCACACCCCAGAGGUCCCGAGGGUCUACAUCGGCUCCUUCUGGUCCGCUCCUCUGAGGAAGACAGACAACCGCAGGCUGUUUCAGCAGGAGGAAGAAGACCUGUUUGCAGAUAUCCAAAACCUGCCUCGCAACUCCGCCCUGAGAAAGCUUAAUGACCUGGUAAAGAGGGCUCGCCUUGUGAGGGCUCAUGCUCACAUCAUCAGCUCCCUGAAGGAAGAGAUGCCACUUAUCUUCCGCCGAGACAACAAAAAGAGGGACCUAAUAUACGACCUUCCAGUCAUUUUCUCCAGGAUCCAAAUGCAGCAUCAGAUCUCACCUGGAGACUUUCCUGACUGUGCAAAGAUGCAGGAGCGACUCAUGAAUCGUGACUUCACCAAAUUUAAAGUUCUAAAGCCUAAACUCAUGGCUAAUCUGGAUGAGCUCUUGACCACCGACAUUGCCAAGCUGAUGCCUCUCCUGCGGCAGGAGGAGAUAGAGGCAGCUGACCAACCUGGAGUUCAAGGCGGUGUCUUUCUAGGGAUGGACAGAGGACCAUUUUUUGAAGGAAACCCUUUCUAUUAUACAGGGCCCAGUGGACAAUGUGACGAGAUAUCUGGAGAAAGCUGGGUGGUCUCAAAAGAUAAGCCUAAAUAUGAUGAGAUCUUCUACAACCUUUCUCCUCAUGAGGGCAAGCUGAGUGGGACCAAGGUGAAGGACUGGAUGGUCAGAACCCAGUUGCCCAGCUCGGUCCUGGGCAGAAUUUGGAAGCUCUCGGAUGUGGACUGUGACGGUAUGCUGGACGAUGAGGAGUUUGCCUUGGCCAGCCAUCUGAUUGAGGUGAAGCUGGAGGGCUUCGGGCUUCCACCAAAGCUCCCUUCCCACCUGGUGCCUCCGUCCAAAAGAAGACGCAAAGCCUCAAACAUAGAAAACAAGAGGACUGUGAGAAUGCAUAGAGACUUAUCUGUAAACGUAUAAGAGUCAAAGCGGAUGAACAGUGGCUGAGAUGAGAGAAAACAUCUCACACAUUUAUGGCCUCAAGAAUGCAUUUAAAGUAAACAUUCAGACAUGUCAAAAUGAAAGUGCACAGAAAAUAUUACAGAUGUUUGUAUACACUCCAACAGCACCACAACAAUACCAUUAUCUAUAAAAUAUUAAGUAAAAAGUCAACACAGAGUAUAUAUAUUUACAUUUUAAAACUUUUGCCCAAAUUCUAAUUUGAUCUUAUGAUCUCAUCUAGCCAAAGCACAGGAGCCAAAGACAGUUCUAAUUGCAAGAUGGUGCACAUCAGAAUAGCUUAUGAAACAUUAUUAUGAAAGAAAAAUGCGUUCUGCGUGUUUAUGUUUAUCGACCUUCAGAUCUAUUAUCUACAUUCGAAAAUAACUGAGAAUUUAGACUGUCGU